Messenger RNA from Pogonomyrmex barbatus (red harvester ant), 1497 nucleotides. Its product is annotated as lipid droplet-regulating VLDL assembly factor AUP1-like. Gene Ontology annotation, cellular component: endoplasmic reticulum membrane. Lineage: Eukaryota; Metazoa; Arthropoda; Insecta; Hymenoptera; Formicidae. Gene Ontology annotation, molecular function: ubiquitin binding. The record is from RefSeq and is a predicted model, not a curated record. Gene Ontology annotation, biological process: ERAD pathway.
GCUGAUUGCAGACAGUGACGAAAAAGAAAAUUCGCAUCAAUUGGGAGGUUACUGAAAAGUAUGUGAGAAAAGGAUCAAAUAAUAAUCGUGUUGCUAUCUGGAUGAUAUUUGGCUUAACGGCUUCAAUAUUAACGAGAAAACACGAGCAACUUACGAGUACUGUAUCUUUAAAUGACAGAUGUUUAUUGUAAGAGAUGUCACAAAUUGAUAUCCAGUGUUUAUUUAACAAAAACAGGUUUCCUAGCGGUUGGCGCUUUCUACCUGUUGUCUUAUAUUCACCAUUAGGAUUUAUAUUAGUGUCACUACGAUUGUUAGUGGUGUUGCUGCUUUGGCUUCUUGCAUCAUUACUACCCGAUUGCAAUUUUCUGCGAACAUUUUUAAGUUAUGGCAUCAGAAUUGCUUUUGGCAUCAUAGUUAAAAUUGAUGCUGAAAGCGAACCCAGAGACAAACAGUCGAGGAUAAUCAUUGCCAAUAAUGUAUCUGUUUUGGAUCACUUUGCACUCCGUUGCGCGACAGAAACAUUGAUUCCCAGUGUUUGGGAACUACCUACUGCCUUGAGUAAUGUAUUGGGAUUACAAAAGAUGAAUAUGACCAAUAAGGAGACAUUAAUUGCCAAUAUAAAGCAAUUUCUUUCCACCUCCAUGUAUAGCAUAGCUAUACAGCCUGAAUUUGGUACGACUAACAGUCAAGUUGCUUUAUUGAAAUUCAAUUCCUGGCCAUUCAGUAUAGAGACAUCUGUCCAGCCAGUGGCCAUUAAAGCAUUAAGAUCAGAAGUUGUACCUGUGCAUGUUACCUCAUUGGCUUCAACAUGGUGGACAGAAGUAUUUUGGUUUAUGUUUGUACCCUAUACCAUUUUCAUUCUCAAGUACCUGAAAAUCAGACGAAAUCCAGACCAUGAGAUACUUGUGCGAGAAGUAGAGAAAGAUAUCGCGGAUACUCUAGGACUACAGACGUGUUCUCAUACUGUAUCAGAUAAAACAGAAUACGAGAAGCGCUAUCGCACGAGAAUUCUCAGUAACGCACGUCCUAACAGAAAUACGCCAAACUCACAAGUUAUACAUAGCAUAGAGAUACAAAGAAUGGUUCACCAAGUUAGAGAUGUACUUCCAUUAGUCCCACAUAAUGUGAUUCUACGAGAUCUCAUGAAAACUCGAAAUGUCGAUGUUACAAUCGCCAAUAUUCUCGAUGGCAUAGUUACUUAUACUCCGGAGCCCAAUCCGCCAGCUCAAUCGUCCGUAAUAUUGUCUAGUGGUUCACAAAAUUCAGCAAAGGAGAGAAUGUUCGUUAUUACCUCUUUCCAGGAAAAGAAAACUAAAAUGAUACAAGAAGCCAGAGAAAGGUAUAUUAAAAAACAUGGACUGACAAAUUGCUGACAUUCUUACUGCUGUUUUAUUCUGGUUAUAACGCUGUCAUUAAUAACAUCUAUGUAACAUGUUUUACUGUUCAUGUAUUAUAUUUACUAUUACAUCAUGUGAAUACAUCUUUAUUUCUAAAAUA